GUUGGAUGCACAGGAUGGCGCAGAGAUCGGCGUUGCAGUUUGACAUUGUGGCGAAAUGCUGCACGACCAAUGCCCGCGCAGCAAACAUGACUCUGCCACACAGUGUUGUCAGCACGCCAGUGUUCAUGCCAGUGGGAACUCAGGGCACAAUGAAAGGCAUCACGCCGGCACAACUUGAGUCUGUCGGCUGCCAAAUCAUGCUGUCCAACACAUACCAUCUUGGCGCACGCCCCGGCCCAGACGUGCUCAAGGAAGCCGGUGGCCUGCACAAGUUCAUGAACUGGAAGCGCUCCGUCCUCACUGACAGCGGCGGGUUUCAGAUGGUGUCGCUGCUGGCGCUGAGCGAGGUGACGGAGCAAGGGGUCAAGUUCCGCUCACCGCACGACGGCAGCGACAUGCUGCUGACCCCGGAACACUCCAUCUUCCUCCAGAACGUCAUUGGCGCCGAUAUCAUCAUGCAGCUCGACGACGUUGUCAGCUCGCUCGUCACAGGUCCGCGCGUGGAGGAAGCGAUGCACCGCUCCAUCCGCUGGCUCGACCGAUGCAUCGAGGCCCACCGCCACCCCGACCGCCAGAACCUCUUUGGCAUUAUCCAGGGCGGGCUUGAUGAGAACCUGCGUCGCGAGUGUGUGCGCGAGAUGGUGGCCCGUGACCUGCCUGGCUAUGCCAUCGGCGGCCUCAGUGGCGGGGAGGAGAAGGAUGCGUUCUGGCGCGCUGUCAAAGUCAGCGCUGAUCUUCUUCCAGAUGGCAAGCCGCGUUACUGCAUGGGCGUUGGUUAUGCCGUUGAUAUGGUUGUGUGCGUGGCUCUCGGUGUGGAUAUGUUCGACUGCGUCUUCCCAACACGAACCGCGCGAUUUGGUCACGCGCUCGUGCGAAACGGACAACUUGUCCUGAAGCAGAAGAAAUUUGCAAACGACUUCCGCCCUAUUUCGGAAACGUGCACGUGCUCCACGUGUCGCGACUACACACGCGCGCAUCUGCAUUGCAUCGUGAACAAGGAGCCUGUCGCAUGCCACCUCCUCACCGUCCACAACAUUGCAUUUCAGCUUGAGCUGAUGGGCAAUGCACGACAGGCGAUUAUCGACGGCACGUUCCCUGCGUUUGUGACGACGUUCAUGGCUGAGAACUAUCCAGACCACAAUUACCCGGUCUGGGUCCGUGAGGCACUCGCAUCCGUCAACAUCGACCUCCCACCACCGCAGAGCUCGUGA
This is a messenger RNA of Salpingoeca rosetta, 1211 nucleotides long. Its product is annotated as queuine tRNA-ribosyltransferase 1. Bases 6 to 1211 code for a protein of 401 amino acids. The record is from RefSeq and is a predicted model, not a curated record. Lineage: Eukaryota; Choanoflagellata; Craspedida; Salpingoecidae. Gene Ontology annotation, molecular function: tRNA-guanosine(34) queuine transglycosylase activity. Gene Ontology annotation, cellular component: cytosol. The transcript is spliced from 8 exons.